GUAUUAAUGUUAUAUCGGUGAGUUAGUACACCCGCAUGUUGGGGGCGAACCCGCUGCCAACACGUCCGCCUGUCAAGGGAGGGAGCGAGGCACAGGUGUUACAGUGUUGAAAAAAAAGGUGUUACAUAAGUUGAAUAUCCAGAUGAGAGCCACCAGUUAGGGCCACAUGUCUGCUCCGGCCCUGCCCUCCACCACCCACCUGCCCAGGAACACACACCACACUAACUGACAGACCCCCACCCCCCACACCACCCCCGCCACCAUGCCGUUCUCGGGCCGGGACGCUGUGGUGCUGUGUGUGCUGGUGUGCUGUGUGCCGCUGCAGUACUGGCUCACCCGCACCUCACACUCCACCCCCGACCAGCGCUCCGCAGAGGUGUAUCGGCUGCUGGAACAGAUCCGCACCGUCGCUAACAAGUGGUUCAGUACGGCCGCGUGGAUGGACUGGCUCCGGCACCUCCACCACAAGCACAUGUCCAGUGACUACAGCCACUGGUACCCCGUGGACGAUGACAACCCGCUGGGGGAGUGCCCGGCGGUGGAGGUAUGGCACUAUCGCAGCCCCCAGGGGACCUUCGGCAUGUCCCCCAAGCCGCGCCUCGACCACCCCAAGGAGGUCAAGUGGCGCAUCGGCCAGGUGGUGCGCCAUCACGACUUUGGCUACAAGGGCGUCAUCGUUGGUUGGGACUACAAGGCGAAGGCGCCUCUGGAGUGGAUACUAAGGCAGCACAAGCAAAAUUUGCAUUGGCGGGACCAGCCCAACUAUACCCUCCUGGUGGACACAGAUGGCCGAAAGAUCCCACAGAUUGCCUACGUCCCUCAGGAGAACAUCACACCACUUAUCAAUGAGGAGGUGAAGCAUCCCGACCUGCACCAAUACUUUGACGAGUUUGACGGGGCGCAGUACAUCCCGAGUCCCUGGCUGCAAGCGGUGUACCCCUCGGACUAGCACAGUGCAGUAUUGUAUUGUAGUCGAGCAACACAAAGAUGGUUUAUAUAUUUUUUGGGGUGGGUUUGGGACUUUGGGGUCUUUUGCAUCAGUCAUUGAGGUGGGUUUGUUUGUCAGAUUGCAUACACCUUUCCAAUUAGUGUUUCUAGCAGGGAUAAAAUCGUCACCUUCAUAAACAAACCACCUAAGUCAUUAUUUUCUACUUGUCAGGAAAUCAGAAAAGAAAUGUCAUUAUCUCAUUUGUAUUAAAAUUUAGGCAGGAAUGAAAAGGCCAAUUCUAGAACACUCAAACCCUGAAUGACCAAGGCAACUAUACAAAGAUUACCGUCACAUGAUGGAAAAUUGAUGCAGACAAAAACCUGGAAAUCUCUGAAAAAUGACUUAGGCAAUUAUUUUAUGAGGGUGACGAAAUGUCUUUGGGAUAUUAGUUGAAAUGUAAAAUUGAGUUUGUCUAAAAAAGAAUGUAUGGUUCUCUUUUUUUUCCUUCUUUUUAAUGAAUCGUUAUUUUUUUAUAUGGCUCAUUGUUCAUUUUCUUUAUCCAGAUCAGUGUUCAUUUUCUUUAUCCAGAUCAAUGUUCUUUUUCUUUGGAUCAGUGUUUAUUUUCAUUAUUUUGGAUAAGUUGGUCAUUUUUUUAUUUCGAUCAUUGUUCAUUUUCUUUAUCCAGAUCAAUGUUCAUUUUCUUUAUCCAGAUCAAUGUUCAUUUUCUUUGGAUCAGUGUUUAUUUUCAUUAUUUUGGAUAAGUUCGUCAUUUCUUUAUUUCGAUCAAUGUUCAUUUUCUUUAUUCUAAUUACUCUUCUAUUUCUUUAUUUGGACUAUUACUCAUUUUUAUACGUAAACUUAAUAUUCCAGCUGAGUUUUCUUUUUUUUAGGGGGGGGAGGUAUUAGUGCUGUGAGGCAGAGCUGGAUAAAAAAAAUUGUGAGAAUCCUUGAGCUGGGCAUUAUGUGGAUGGCCCCUAAUAACCUAAACACUAUUGAUAUGAGGGAAAAGGCUGGUAAUUAAUGUCUUGUGGGGCCAUUUUUGUAUAACGACCCCCUUGAGAUAAUCAUGCAAGGUAAAAGGCUGAAAAUUAUGGUCUUGUGAGGGCCGUUUAUUUAUUUAUUUAUUCAUUUAUGUUUAUUUAUUUAUUUUAUUUUUAUUUUUUUGUCAAAUGCCCCUGAGAUACUGCCUGGGUACCCCCCCCCUCUCUUCCCCCACCCCUAUUUUUGUAUAACGACCCCCUUGAGAUAAUUAUGUAAGGUAAAAGGCUAAAAAUUACUGUCUUGUGAGGGCCGUUUAUUUAUUUAUUUAUUCAUUUAUGUUUAUUUAUUUAUUUUAUUUUUAUUUUUUUGUCAAAGGCCCCAGAGAUAGUGCCCCCCCCUCUCUUCCCCCCCCCCUAUCAAUCCAGCUCCAUUAAUCAAUUGGAACGUUGUGUGCGAUUCAAUGAACACAGCUUCUCCUAAUGCCACUUAAGAUGUUUAUACACAUAUAUUUUGGGGGUAUUUCACAGCAGCCAUUUCUCUUGUUCUUCAAAAGUGUGGCUUCUACUUUAUAUAUGUUUUGUACUAUAUAUAUAUGUGUGUGUGUGUGUGUGUGUGUGUUGUCAGUCAUGUAUAUAUAGCGUAUGUAUGAAUGUAUCACGUGUCAAGCUAGAAUGAACCCAGAAAAGAGGAUAGAUGGAAAGAGAAGCAGAAGACAAAGAAGAAAAUGGAAAGAGAAGUAGAUGAUAAAGGAGAGAGGGGGAGAGAAGAAAACGGAAAGAGAACUAGAAGGCAAAGGAGGAAAAAAAGAAUGAGCUCAGAAAGGAGGAAAGAAGAAAAUGGAAAAAGAAGUAGAAGACAAAGAAGAAAAUGGAAUGAGAAGUUGAAGAAAAUGGAAAAAGGGGGAAAGAAGAAAAUGGAAAGAGAAGUAGAAGACAAAGGAGAAAGGGGGACAGAAGAAAAUGGAAAAGGAAGUAGAAGAAAAAGAAGAAAGGAGGAAAGAAGACAAAGGAGGGGAAAAAGAAGAAAAUGGAAAGUGGAGUAGAAGACAAAGAAGGAA
Messenger RNA from Eriocheir sinensis (Chinese mitten crab), 2966 nucleotides. Its product is annotated as F-box only protein 21-like. NCBI's taxonomy places the organism in Eukaryota, Metazoa, Arthropoda, Malacostraca, Decapoda, Varunidae. The transcript has 8 exons. The coding region runs from base 263 to 949 and encodes 228 amino acids. The record is from RefSeq and is a predicted model, not a curated record. Gene Ontology annotation, molecular function: DNA binding.